Lodderomyces theae is the source of this 1518-nucleotide messenger RNA. RefSeq names its product UTP glucose-1-phosphate uridylyltransferase (gene UGP1). The transcript has 2 exons. The record is from RefSeq and is a predicted model, not a curated record. The coding region runs from base 1 to 1518 and encodes 505 amino acids. NCBI's taxonomy places the organism in Eukaryota, Fungi, Ascomycota, Pichiomycetes, Serinales, Debaryomycetaceae. Gene Ontology annotation, biological process: intein-mediated protein splicing; UDP-alpha-D-glucose metabolic process; glycogen metabolic process. Gene Ontology annotation, cellular component: cytoplasm. Gene Ontology annotation, molecular function: UTP:glucose-1-phosphate uridylyltransferase activity.
AUGGCUACUUCUGUUGCAACUCCAAAGAGACACACCAAAUCUCAAUCUACUUAUGCGUUCGACAAUACAGCAACCAAUGUCGCUGCUUCUCAAAUGAGAAAUGCUUUGAACAACUUGGCAGACACUGUGCAAGACCCUGAAGUCAAGAGAAAGUUUGAAAAUGAAAUGGAUAACUUUUUCUCAUUGUUUAGAAGAUACUUGACUGAAAAAGCUUCCGGCACCACCUUGGAUUGGGAGAAAAUCAGAUCGCCAUCCGCUGAUGAGGUUGUCGCUUACUCGAAGCUUGAAGAUGACAAGUCUCAAGCAUCUGCGAAUUUGUCAAAAUUGGCUGUUUUGAAACUCAAUGGUGGUUUGGGUACCUCAAUGGGUUGUGUUGGUCCAAAGUCUGUAAUUGAGGUUAGAGAUGGAAACACAUUUUUGGAUUUGUCUGUUAGACAGAUUGAGCACUUGAACAGGACUUUUGAUGCCGAUGUCCCAUUACUUUUGAUGAACUCAUUCAACACCGAUGCUGACACUGCCAAAAUUAUCAAAAAAUAUCAAGGUCAUAGAAUUAGAGUCAAGACUUUUAACCAAUCCAGAUUCCCAAGAAUAUACAAGGACUCCUUGUUACCAGUUCCAGAGUCUUAUGAUGACUCGCUUGACAGUUGGUACCCUCCUGGACAUGGUGACUUGUUUGAAGCUUUGGUUCAAUCAGGUGAGCUUGACGCAUUGUUGGCUCAAGGUAGGGAAAUUUUGUUUGUAUCAAAUGGUGACAACUUGGGAGCCACUGUUGACAACAAAAUCCUUUCUCAUAUGAUUGAAACUGGCGCCGAGUACAUUAUGGAGUUGACUGAUAAGACAAGAGCCGACGUCAAGGGUGGUACAUUGAUCAACUACCAAGGAGAAGUAAGAUUGUUGGAAAUUGCACAAGUUCCAAAAGAGCACGUUGAAGAGUUCAAGAGUAUCAAAAAAUUCAAGUACUUCAACACCAACAAUUUGUGGAUCAAUUUGAGAGCUAUCAAGAACUUGGUGGAAGCAAAUGCUAUCGAAGCUGAGAUUAUUCCAAACCAAAAAUCAAUCUCCAAGGGUCACUCUGAGAUUAAUGUUUUGCAAUUGGAGACUGCUGUUGGUGCUGCCAUUAGACACUUCAAGGGUGCACAUGGUGUAGUUGUCCCAAGGUCUAGAUUCUUGCCCGUCAAAACCUGCUCAGAUUUGUUGUUGGUCAAAUCAGACUUGUUCUACUUGGAGCAUGGUGCAUUGAAGUUGGAUCCUACAAGGGACGGAUUUUCUAACCCAUUGAUCAAAUUGGGAUCGCAUUUCAAAAAAGUCAGCGGUUUUCAAGCUAGAAUUCCCCAUAUGCCUGGAAUUUUGGAAUUGGACCAUUUGACCAUUACAGGAAAUGUUCAUAUCGGUAAAGGUGUGCAAUUAAAGGGUACCGUAAUCAUUGUUUGUAACGAUGGUGAUAAGAUUGAUAUCCCAAAUGGUUCAAUCUUGGAGAAUGUGGUGGUUACUGGUAACUUGACCCUCUUAGAACAUUAA